UUAAAAAUAAAAACGAUGUAAAGAAUCCCUUCAGAUAAAAUGCAGAAAAGCUAGAGCUAAAAUGUGAUUGGUCAAAACGCUGUCCAAUCACAACUUGUGUUUUCAUGACGUACCAAUCAUGGUAUGAAAAAUGGCGGCCUUGUGUAGUGAGUUUGGUGAUUUAGUUCAAAUAAAAAAACAACUGAUAUCUGUAAUAUCGCUUUGUAAAGAAAGAGGACUUGUACAUAGCGUGAAAUGGGCAUCAGAGUUGGCAUUUUCCCUGGACCCCCUGCCCAAGAAUGAACUACCCCCACCCACAUUUUUUACUGAGGAGGAUGCUCAGGACCUGGAUGCUCUCGGCCUGGCCAAGUCCUACUUUGACCUGAAAGAGUAUGACCGAGCUGCCUACUUCCUUCGGGGCUGCUGCAGUCAGAAAGCAUACUUCCUGUACAUGUACUCCCGCUAUCUGUCUGGGGAAAAGAAAAAAGACGAUGAGACAGUGGACAGCCUGGGGCCUCUGGAAAAAGGUCAGGUGCGGAACGAGGCUCUGCGGGAGCUGAGGGUGGAGCUGAGUAAGAAACACAGUGCUGGAGAGCUGGACGGAUUCGCUCUGUACCUGUAUGGGGUGGUGCUGCGGAAGCUGGAUCUGCUGAAGGAGGCGGUGGAUGUGUUUGUGGAGGCGACCCAUGCCUUACCUCUACACUGGGGAGCGUGGCUGGAGCUCUGUAACCUCGUCACCAACAUUGAAAUGCUGAAGUCCCUGUCUCUGCCAGACUGUUGGAUCAGAGACUUCUUCGUGGCCCACAUGUACACAGAGCUGCAGAUGAUCAAAGAGGCGCUGCAGAAAUACCAGAGCCUGAUAGAGGCAGGUUUCUCCAAGAGCACGUAUAUCAUGUCACAGAUCGCUGUGGCCUACCACAACAUCCGCGAUAUUGACCAGGCUCUGGCUCUGUUCAAUGAGUUGCGGGAGCAGGAUCCCUUUCGCGUUGAGAACAUGGACACAUUCUCCAACCUGCUCUAUGUCAGGAGCAUGAAGCCAGAGCUCAGCUACCUGGCCCACAACCUGGUGGAGAUAGACAAGUACAGGGUAGAGACCUGCUGUGUCAUCGGGAACUACUACAGCCUGCGUUCGCAGCACGAAAAGGCAGCCCUGUACUUCCAGAGGGCUCUGAAGCUGAACCCUCGCUGCCUGGGGGCCUGGACUCUGAUGGGCCACGAGUACAUGGAGAUGAAGAACACCUCCGCUGCCAUCCAGGCCUACAGGCACGCUAUAGAAGUGAACAAGCGAGACUACCGUGCCUGGUAUGGCCUGGGACAGACUUAUGAGAUCCUCAAGAUGCCCUUCUACUGCCUGUACUACUAUCGAAAGGCCCACCAGCUCAGGCCCAAUGACUCUCGUAUGCUGGUUGCUCUGGGAGAGAGCUACGAGAAACUCUCACAGCACGUCGAGGCCAAGAAGUGUUACUGGAGGGCGUACUCUGUGGGGGACGUGGAGAGGAUGGCCCUACUGAAGCUGGCAAAACUUCACGAGCAGCUUAACGAAUCUGACGAUGCGGCCCAGUGUUAUAUCAUAUACAUCCAAGACAUCUUCUCCUGUGGGGAGCAGCUGGAGCAUGCGGAGGUGAGCACGGCCCUGCGUUACCUGGGCCAGUACUACUUCAAAAACAAGCUCUAUGACGAGGCGUCACUCUGUGCACAACGCUGCUGUGACUACAACGACGCUCGUGAGGAAGGCAAGGCUCUGCUCCGACAGAUCUCCCAGGUCAGAGACCAGACGGAGUCCUCAACCACAGACCUGUUUGGGCCGCUCUCCUCCAACAACACUCCCAUCAGGAGGGUGUCCCCCCUCGACUUGUCCUCCUUCACCCCCUGAGACGACACCUCCUCUAUCCCACUGGCUAGCAAAAAGCCCCGCUUCACUUUGACUCAAUGGGGACAACCUCAUCUCUGCAUUGUCAUUGAAGAGAUUGUUUGUAAAUGACUACCCCUUUUAUCUCUCAAAAUAAAUGUACAUAUUAUCUGUGUAAGUUUACGUAGUGAAGUGCAGGAGUUGCCACUUUUGAAUAUGAAAAUGCAAUGAACUAACGGUCUGAAGUGUCAGUGGAAACAGCAUGGAGAAUAAAUUCAUUUCUUUCCAAGAUUGGUGCAGUAGUAACUAGAUUAUAUCCCCAACAAUCAUUUGUUGACUGAGGAACAAAGACGAGCUGUAUUAAGACUUUUUUAAAUGGACAAAAUGAGGACGCAAGACAUGUGAGAAUGUGAUUUAAAAUUGAUUGUGUAACAUGCAAUUGAGUAGGAACUAAUGUGCAAAAAGACCAGUUGUAUGCAAUCAGUCAUACAACUAGAAGCUCCAAUGUUAUCCUGCAUUUUGACAAACAUUGCUCAUUUAUUCAGACUGUAAAUGUGUUUAAUACUCAAACAAGAUAGUUGAAGUCCUCUACAACCUCUCUUCGGGGAGCCCCAGCUGUUCCAUGUAUAUGAUCUAUACCUGAUUCCACUUGUCAACUAAUCAUUGAGACACUUGAAGCAGGUGUGCUAGUUCAGGAUUGAACUGUCUAGGGGUCCACAAGGAGAGUUGAAGCUCUACAAAAACACAUUCUAUAGGAAGACACCUUUGUGUGUGUAUAUACAGUAACAUUUGGAAUAAAGUGACAUAUUUGAAACGUGC
Oncorhynchus mykiss (rainbow trout) is the source of this 2647-nucleotide messenger RNA. Its product is annotated as cell division cycle protein 23 homolog. Gene Ontology annotation, biological process: protein ubiquitination; positive regulation of mitotic metaphase/anaphase transition; cell division. The record is from RefSeq and is a predicted model, not a curated record. Gene Ontology annotation, molecular function: protein binding. Lineage: Eukaryota; Metazoa; Chordata; Actinopteri; Salmoniformes; Salmonidae. Gene Ontology annotation, cellular component: anaphase-promoting complex.